This is a messenger RNA of Porites lobata, 699 nucleotides long. The record is from the annotation of a GenBank genome assembly. NCBI's taxonomy places the organism in Eukaryota, Metazoa, Cnidaria, Anthozoa, Scleractinia, Poritidae.
AUGAAUGUGGAGGAUUUCACGCUUAAUAAAGACGACAACAGCAACGAGUUCAUAACAUUCGCAAAAGGCCCCACAAAAACACGGCAAGGAGGAUUACGACUUCAACAAAGGUCUGUACUACCUCAAAUGUUCGCAACUGGCGACUCACGAUGCCCUGUCGCACUUUUUAAGAGUUACCUUCCCAAGAGGCCUGAAGAUUUAAAGUUAUCUGGCCCUUUUUACUUGGCGUGCAUUGACAACCCCACCAAAACCGAUGUCUGGUACAAGAAAAGCCGAAUGGGUAAGAAUGCUAUCAGUAGAAUCAUGGCAACUAUGAAAGAAAACUCACCCUUACAGGAGAUGUGUCCAGACAAAAGAUUGUCUAACCACUCGGUCCGGAAAACUGUGGUGAGGAAGCUAAAAGCCAGUGGAGUCCCAAAAUCUGGAAUAAUCAUAAUAACUGGUCAUCGACAAGAACAGAGCGUGGAAGCAUAUGACUCCGGGAACGAAGAAGAGCAGCGUCAACUAUCUAACAUCAUUGAUGGCAAAGAACCCCAGUUCAACCAGACAACCAGCCGAGUUCCUCUUCAGCCGCUUAUUCAGUCAGGUGCAGCGGUUAGCAGAGGCCAUGUACAUAAUUUCCGCAAUUGUAAUGUGGUGAUAAACCAAGGACAGGCUUACGCGUCGUCUUCAAUGCCAUCUUCUAACACCGAGCCGUAA